AUGAGCGCACCCGCCGCCCCAAAUGACAACAAAACUGAAAAGCCCGAGCGCGAACAUGUCUACGCCGUCACCAUACCCAGUCUUCAGUGGAAACGCGGCGAGGUAAUCCCCACAGCCUUUGUCAAUGGCACCCCGCAACUCCAAGCCAAGGUGAAGCAACAUGCUCAAGAACUCGAAAAGCACGCCAAUUUUCGCUUCAAGUUCCGGCCUUCUGAGCAUGGCCCCGCCAGGAUUACCAUCGCCAUGGAUCCCCAGUUAGGCUCCUACUCAAAACUUGACACCCAGUCUCCCGUCGCUGCCUACAACAAUCCCGACAAUCCCACCAUGAACUUGCGUAUCGACGAGACAACACCAGAUGCCGGGAUUCGAAGAACCUGCAUGCACGAGCUUCUUCACGCAAUCGGGUUUGACCAUGAGCACCAGUCACCAGCCGCCAACAUUGAGUGGGAUGAAGAUGCUGUGUACGAGGAAAUGGCCAAGAGCGGUUGGACACGUGAGAAGACUCAACAAGCGCAACGUGCAGCACUCAAGAUUCGACCACGAUUCAAUCAUGAUGUACCCGAUCCAAGAGAACCGGACAAGGAACGGGUUUUCCAACACUCGGAACACCAUGCUUUUUGA
Molecule: messenger RNA, 621 nt
Organism: Podospora pseudopauciseta
Lineage: Eukaryota; Fungi; Ascomycota; Sordariomycetes; Sordariales; Podosporaceae
Exons: 1
Coding region: 1-621 (206 amino acids)
Biological process (GO): proteolysis
Molecular function (GO): metallopeptidase activity; zinc ion binding
Source: RefSeq, a predicted model, not a curated record